CUUAGGCGUUAGCAGCUUCACUUGGUGGGUGCAAGUCUUUUGCUCAUAGGAUCCUAAGUACAAAUGGAAAUCACCAGAAUCUGGGUUCCUAUUGUGAAGCGGCGAUGUUCCUCUAAUUUUUCGGAACUGCUUAGCAAAUGCGGCAUUUAAAAGAGCGCUGAAAAGAAACCAACCUCAGAAAAAAAUACCUCAAGUUGCUCCUCGUCGCCCCCCACGCAAAUGAACAAAAGCGGCUUCUGCCUGUUUGACGGACAGGCGCUGACCCCACUGCUCCCACUUUUACUCAUUCUGGAGACCGGAGUGGGCAUUGUGGGCAAUGGGGUGGCUCUCUGGAUUUUUUGUUUUUACCUGAAACCAUGGAAGACCAGCACAGUGCUCCUAGUGAACCUGGCACUUGCCGAUUUCAUGUUACUGCUCGCCCUGCCAUUCCGUAUCAGUUACUACCUGCGGCACAAGGACUGGAUUUUUGGAGAUGCUUUCUGCAGGAUCAAUCUGUUCAUGUUGGCCCUGAAUCGCACCGGAAGCAUCUUCUUUCUGACCGUGAUCGCCUUGGAUCGCUACUUCAAGGUGGUCCACCCGCACAGCCGAAUCAACUCACUGAGCGUCCGUCAGGUGAUUUGCACUGCUUGCGGGAUGUGGACCCUAGCCAUUGGCCUAGCGAGCAUGAUUCUGACUGAGUCACACUUGUUUCCGAACCAGACGCAGGAUGCCCUCACUCAGUGCGACAGCUUUGCCAUUUCGAUGUACUCUGCAUCUGUCAGUUACUGGUAUUAUGUCCUCUUCUUGGUCGAAUUCUUUGUACCUUUGCUGGUCACGCUUUUCUGUGCCAUGGCUGUGAUCACAAGAUUGCAUAAGAGGGACCUGGACAAGCAGACCCGCAUCAAGCGGGCAUUAGUUUGUUUGUGCGUGGUCGUGGUCGUUUUUGUCGUUUGCUUCUUGCCCAGCAAAGUCACACGAAUCGCAAUUUGGGUCACUCGGGCAUCUCACGAAGCGGACUGCGAAGGACUGCGAAAUCUGGACAACGCAUUUUACUUCACUGUUUCUAUUACAUACCUAAACAGCGUCCUAGAUCCGCUAGUCUACUUCUAUUCCAGCCCAACGUUCAGAAGGGCUUCCAGAAAGAUGGUCAGCUACAUCCGCAAGAAGAGGCGAGCGAGCGUCUGCGAAAAACCAAGGGAUUCGGGAUUUGAGGAAACCAGCAACUCACACAGUGUGGAGAUGCUAUGAGCCACUGCCACAAACAGGUGUUGACUGAAAAUCUCAGCUUCAGGGUCCCGCGUCUUGUGCGUUCCCCAACCCUCGGGGUAUAGCGCAGCUCUGACAUGCGGGGUAAGCUGCCCCCUGGAUCCGGUGAAACGAGCACCCUGCUGGAGGAAUCGUCCUGUAAAAUGAAGAUCUGGAGUGGACCAACAUGCCGGGCGCAGCGCUUAACGCAUCACCGCCAGCAGCUUGGGACACAACUUGAGGUGACAAUGUCACGAUCUGUAAAAAGAGACGUUUGGUGUCAACGAGUCAAAUGGCUCAUGGACGACCGCUCAUUCGGAACAAGUUUA
This is a messenger RNA of Erpetoichthys calabaricus (reedfish), 1553 nucleotides long. Its product is annotated as hydroxycarboxylic acid receptor 2-like. The record is from RefSeq and is a predicted model, not a curated record. Gene Ontology annotation, biological process: G protein-coupled receptor signaling pathway. The transcript has a single exon. Lineage: Eukaryota; Metazoa; Chordata; Cladistia; Polypteriformes; Polypteridae. The coding region runs from base 220 to 1227 and encodes 335 amino acids. Gene Ontology annotation, cellular component: membrane. Gene Ontology annotation, molecular function: G protein-coupled receptor activity.